Messenger RNA from Mus caroli (Ryukyu mouse), 930 nucleotides. RefSeq names its product olfactory receptor 8G3-like. Gene Ontology annotation, molecular function: G protein-coupled receptor activity; olfactory receptor activity. Gene Ontology annotation, biological process: G protein-coupled receptor signaling pathway. The record is from RefSeq and is a predicted model, not a curated record. Lineage: Eukaryota; Metazoa; Chordata; Mammalia; Rodentia; Muridae. Gene Ontology annotation, cellular component: membrane.
AAGAUAAUGGAGUCUGGAAACCUUUCGAUGAUAAUCGAAUUUAUCUUGACUGGAUUCCCAACCAAACCAGAGUUGCAGCUGCCCCUGUUCCUCCUCUUCCUUGGCAUCUACCUGGUCACAGUGUUGGGGAACUUGGGAAUGAUCAUCCUAAUUGUGCUCAGCUCUGGCCUACACACACCCAUGUACUUCUUCCUCAGCAGUCUGUCCUUCAUUGACCUCUGCCAUUCCACUGUCAUUACCCCUAAAAUGCUGUUGAACUUUUUGACAGAGGAGAACAUCAUCUCCUACCCUGAAUGCAUGACCCAGCUCUACUUUUUCUCUCUUUUUGCAAUUGCAGAGUGUCACAUGUUGGCUGUAAUGGCAUAUGACCGCUAUGUUGCCAUCUGUAACCCUUUGCUUUACAAUGUUGUCAUGUCUCAUCAUGUCUGCUUCUGGUUCACAGUGGGAGUUUACACUUUGGGUAUUCUUGGAUCAUCAGUUCACACAGGACUUAUGUUAAAAUUGUUUUUUUGUAAGACCAAUAAAAUUAACCACUAUUUCUGUGAUCUUUUUCCACUCUUGGAGCUAUCAUGCUCCAGCAUAUACAUCAAUGAACUCUUGGUUCUUUUCUUGAGUGCACUGAAUAUCUUGACACCUGCAUUGACCAUCCUUAUGUCCUACAUCUUAAUCAUUGUCAGCAUCCUCCGUAUUCGCUCCACUGAGGGCAGGUCAAAAGCCUUUAGCACCUGCAGUUCCCACAUCUCUGCUGUUGCUCUAUUCUAUGGUUCUGCUGCUUUCACAUACUUACAGCCAUCUUCAGUAAGUUCAAUGAACCAAGGGAAAGUGUCAUCUGUGUUUUACACUACUGUUGUUCCCAUGCUGAACCCACUCAUCUAUAGUCUCAGAAAUAAGGAUGUCAAAUCUUCCAUAAAGAAAAUUCUUAACAGAUGA